This is a messenger RNA of Magnolia sinica, 4375 nucleotides long. RefSeq names its product auxin response factor 19-like. Bases 549 to 3878 code for a protein of 1109 amino acids. Gene Ontology annotation, biological process: response to hormone; regulation of DNA-templated transcription. Gene Ontology annotation, molecular function: DNA binding; protein binding. Lineage: Eukaryota; Viridiplantae; Streptophyta; Magnoliopsida; Magnoliales; Magnoliaceae. Gene Ontology annotation, cellular component: nucleus. The transcript has 14 exons. The record is from RefSeq and is a predicted model, not a curated record.
UCGUGUGAAUGUAGGGCGAGUGAGGGGGCAGAGCGAGCUCUCUGGUCUGACUCUUACAUAGCAAGCCCUGCUUUUUUUAGACGCUUCGGUCUUUCUCGUGUCGGGGGCCGUUCCCCGCCGAAAUAUCGGCCGUUACGCUCCCACAGCUGCCUCCCCUUCCGAAAUCCUCCCGAAUCGUAUCGGUUUCGGAUUGUUGCACCAAAAUCGCUGGAGGAGAGCGCCUUCCGGAAGCUGAGCUCUGGUUUUCGAAAAGGAUUUGGCCUGAUUUGUUUCUAAAAUGACGAAUUCCGGUAGUGGAUUGAUCUGAUUCUUUCGGGCGGGAAAUCUGACGUAUGAGCUCGGAGAAUCGGCUGGAAGUCGGUCACGCGAUCUUUGUGUUUAUUUUUACAUUGUCUCUCACUCCUUCUGCCUGCGGGAGAAGUUGCUGAAACGUCAGGUUCCGGCACGGGUUAGGACUGUUUUUACGGCGAAGAGAGGAUCUGAGUCUCUGCCGGGAAUUUUCUGCGGCGGCUGACGUUUGUUGGCCAUUUUUUCCGGCGGAUAAAUCGAUGAAGGCACCGGCGAAUGGAGCGACGGCAAAUCCCUGCGACGGGGAGAGGAAGAGCAUCAACCCGGAGCUGUGGCAUGCGUGCGCCGGACCGCUCGUUACGCUGCCGCCCGUCGGAAGCUACGUGGUCUACUUCCCUCAAGGCCACAGCGAGCAGGUUGCAGCUUCUAUGCAGAAGGAUGCCGAUGCUCACAUCCCAAACUACCCAAAUCUGCCCUCAAAGUUGAUUUGCCUCCUUCACAAUGUCACGUUGCAUGCUGAUGCAGAGACAGAUGAAGUUUAUGCUCAGAUGACACUUCAGCCGGUCAAUACAUAUGAGAAGGAGGCAUUAUUGGCAUCAGAUCUUGCACUCAAGACAACUAAGCCGCAGACGGAGUUUUUCUGUAAGACGCUAACUGCCAGUGAUACUAGCACUCAUGGAGGUUUCUCUGUACCGCGCCGUGCAGCAGAGAAGAUCUUCCCUCCUCUUGACUUUUCAAUGCAACCACCUGCUCAAGAACUGGUCGCUAGAGACUUGCAUGAUAAUGCAUGGACCUUCCGGCAUAUCUACCGAGGUCAGCCAAAGCGGCAUUUACUUACAACUGGUUGGAGUCUAUUCGUGAGUGGAAAGAGGCUGUUUGCUGGUGAUUCUGUCUUAUUUAUUAGAGACGAAAAAUCACAGCUUCUCUUGGGUAUCAGGCGAGCUAACAGGCAGCCUAUGAAUAUGUCGUCAUCGGUUUUAUCAAGUGAUAGUAUGCAUAUUGGGAUUCUAGCAGCAGCUGCCCACGCUGCCGCAAACCACAGCCCCUUCACCGUAUUCUACAAUCCUAGGGCCAGUCCAUCAGAAUUUGUUAUUCCUUUAGCCAAGUACAACAAGGCCAUCUAUGGCAACCAAAUAUCCCUGGGCAUGCGCUUCCGAAUGAUGUUUGAAACUGAAGAGUCGGGAACAAGAAGGUAUAUGGGUACAAUCACUGGCAUCAGUGAUUUAGAUCCUGUGAGGUGGAAAAAUUCGCAGUGGCGUAAUCUACAGGUCGGUUGGGAUGAGUCCACUGCUGGUGAAAGGCGUAAUCGGGUCUCAAUCUGGGAGAUUGAACCUGUGGCAGCUCCAUUUUUCAUCUGCCCGCCGCCAUUUUUCAGAUCAAAGCGCCCCAGACAACCGGGAAUGUCAGAUGACGAGUCGUCCGACAUGGAGGGCCUUUUCAAGAGAGCAAUGCCUUGGCUUGGCGAUGAAAUCUGUAUAAAGGAUCCUCAGUCUCCAAGUUCCCUACUCCCAGGGCUGAGCUUAGUUCAAUGGAUGAACAUGCAGCAAAAUCCUUCACUUGCAAACACAACCAUGCAGCCAGACUGUUUACGCUCACUGACCGGACCUGUGCUCCAAAACCUUGCUGCAACGGAUCUCUCCCGUCAGUUUGGGUUGCAGGCGCAGAUGUUGCAGCAGAACAACUUGCAAUUAGCUUCUACUAGGCCACCUCAACAACCCCAACAACUAGAUCACCUUCCAAAGCUACCUGUCACAUUAAACCAAAUGACCUCUGUUAAUCGGCCACAGCAACAACAAAUGGAUGUCAUUAAUCAGCAGCAAAGGCAGCAUUUGAUGAAUCAGACGCUUGCCCAGAACCAAACUCAAGCCCAGAUUCUACUUCCAAACCACAUUCAACAGCAGCAGCAGCAACCUCAGCAACCGUUGAUCCAGAAUCACCAGCCUCAAACUAACCUCCCCCCAAACCAGCAACAACAACAGCUGAAUGUCAGUAUGAAUCAACAGCACAACCGACUGCCGGUUCAGCACUCUCACCAAGCAGCAAAUCAGCAAUUACAGUUGUCUGAACAUCAGAUUCAGCUGCAACUGUUGCAGAAACUUCAGCAGCAGCAACAGUCAGUCUUGUCACAACCUGCAUUCCAACAGCCUCAAUUGUCCCAACUACAAGAGCAGCAGAGACAACCCCUUGAAGUGCCGCAACAUUUACCAAACCCGAAUUUGCUUUCUCAGCAACAAAUGAUCCCACAGCAGAUGGUGAAGAACACCCAGGUAAGCAUCCCGUUUUCUCAGCCGAUGCAACACCAGCCACAGCAGAAGCUUCAACAGCAAUCAGCCAUGCUGUCCGACCUGCCUGGAUUGGGGUUCCCUCAGCAGCCAUCAACCAAUCUGCUCUCAACUCCUCCCAGCCAUUUAUUGGCAGUGGGAGGAGCUCAGUCAGUAAUAACUGACGAUGUUCCAUCUUGUUCCACAUCACCUUCGACAAACAACUGUUCUGCCCUUCCUCAACCAAUCUUAAACAGAACCCACCGUGGAAUGGUCACAACCGAGGAAAUGGCUCAGUCAGCAGCGACUGUUUUGAGCCCUGGCACUUUGGAAGCCAUGGCUACUGGCACGAAUCUAGCAAAGGAGUUACAGAAAUCUGAUAACCAUAUCAAGCCUUCGAUGCGCAUUUCCAAGAUUAGUCAAGGGCCAGAUGCACAGACACAUUUAAAUGUCCCACAAACAGAUUACUUGGACACAACAUCUUCAGGAACAUCGGUCUGCCUCUCUCACACUGAUGGGCCAUUGCAGCAGAACUUCCCAUUGUCUUCUUUUAAUCCAUCAGCAAUGUUGUUCAGAGAUACGGUCCAAGAUGGUGGGGUUCACACUGAUCCUAGGAAUAAUGUUUUAUUUGGAGUAAACAUUGAUGGACCACUAGGAAUACCGUUGACUCCUGAUCCUUCACUCACAAAGAGCAUGGGAUCAGGGAAGGAUUUCGAGAAUCACCUCUCAUCUGGGGACGUGCUGACCAACUUUGGCAGCUCCAAAGAAAUUCAACCGGAUCUCUCAUCCUCAAUUGUUUCUCAGUCGUUUGGGGUCCCGGAUAUAGCAUUUGAUCCUGGAGUUUCCCUUGAUUCUACUAUCAAUGAUGGUAGCUUCUUGAAUGGAGGUUCAUGGGCACCGGCUCCUCAGUUUCAGCGCUUGCGAACGUUUACCAAGGUAUACAAACGUGGAGCUGUUGGUAGAUCUGUAGAUAUUACCCGUUAUUCGGGCUAUGAAGAGCUUAAACAAGAUCUAGCUCGUAGAUUUGGAAUUGAGGGACAGCUUGAGGAUCGGCAGAGGAUAGGUUGGAAACUGGUUUAUGUGGAUCAUGAGAAUGACGUCCUACUUGUCGGUGAUGACCCAUGGGAAGAGUUCGUGAACUGCGUUCGCAGCAUAAAAAUUUUGUCCCCUCAAGAAGUCCAGCAAAUGAGUCUGGAUGGUGAUCUUGGGAACAAUGUACUUCUGAAUCAGGCAUGUAGCAGUUCAGAUGGUGGCAACACAUGGAAGAACGGAGGCGGCCAGUGUGACCAAAUCUCCGGCAACCCUUCUACUGGGUCACAGGAUCACUAAAAGUGAGAUAGAGCUUUUAGAAUGAUAGGAAAAAAAAAAAAAUCAGUAUAAAAUUAUUAUUCCUGGCCGGAGAAUAUGAGUUCACUUUGAGAUUGAAGUGGCUAAAUGAUCUUUUCAGUCUCCUGGCCUUUCCAAUUGCAGGCAAUUUUCACAUGUAAGACAGUGAUAGAUAAGGAUUUUCCAAUGAAUAGCCAGAGCAACCGACGUAGCAUGGAAUGUAACCAAAAAGAAAAAGAAAAAAAGAAAGAGAAGAGAAUGGGAAGAUGACUACUGAAGAAUGUUUGGAGGGUGGAAGAAUCCAUAUCAAUGGUGAAGAAUGCUGCAUCUGCAACCCUUAAACGCUAGAUGCUUGUUGUAAGAUUGAUUUUUAUAUUUUAGGAGACUUACAGAGAGGCUAAUGCUCGAUAUCUGUAGUAGGGUUGUCCAUGUGUAUAUGUUUUAUGUAAUCUGUAUUGUUGAAUCCUGGGCUGUUUGAUGAAAAGAUAAUUUUUAAUUUC